Messenger RNA from Mangifera indica (mango), 2653 nucleotides. Its product is annotated as pentatricopeptide repeat-containing protein At2g35030, mitochondrial-like. The record is from RefSeq and is a predicted model, not a curated record. Gene Ontology annotation, biological process: RNA modification. The transcript has a single exon. Bases 473 to 2407 code for a protein of 644 amino acids. Lineage: Eukaryota; Viridiplantae; Streptophyta; Magnoliopsida; Sapindales; Anacardiaceae. Gene Ontology annotation, molecular function: RNA binding; protein binding.
ACACUCUUGUGAGAAUGUGUUGUGGGUGGCAUGAUUUCCUGAUCCUCCAUAAGGACUAGUUCAACUCAAGCUUUUUAACUCCCUUUUCCAUGGCUGCAUAAAUCCAAUUAUGGAUGAUGCUUUUUGUGAGAUUUUCCCAAAUCAAAACCUAUUCUGAAGAGAUAUAUAUUGGAGUCUCUAUGCAAGUCUAAGACUUUAUUCACACAGCUUCUCUGUUGCAUCAAAAUUAAUGGUAGUGCUGAAAGUCCACAAGCAUUUCCAUCUUCUUGAAAGAACACUGGUUCUUGCAGCUUCCUUAGCAUUACUUAGAGAGAGGCAACUGUAACAGCAAUGUCAUCUGGAAGUCGACUAGAGUAAUCCAACUGAUGAAAAAUAUAUAGAAAGUGUUAUUCGGGAAGUCGACUCAAUUCUGGUUUUUUCUCUUCUCCCUGUUGAUGGUUGUUUGGCAUGGUACAGAAUCAUAAUAAUAAUCAUGUCACUUUCUUGUUACCGUCGCCAUCUUUCAAAGUUCCCCGCCAUAAUUUCUCAUCUGCUACGUUCAAAACAAAACGUCUCAAGUACAAGUAAGAGGGUUAGACCAACUAGUUGGGAUAUUUACAAUUACAAUUACAAGAUUUGUCAUCUGGGUCGUACUGGCCAAGUCAAUGAAGCAAGGAAGUUGUUUGAUGAAAUGCGUCAAAGGGAUACAGUUUCUUAUGCUUCCAUGAUCGCUGUAUAUUUAAAAAACAAUUGUUUGCCGAAAGCUGAAAAGCUCUUUCGGGAAAUGCCUGAAACAAACAUUGUUGCUGAAUCCGCAAUGAUCAGUGGGUAUGUUAAAGCGGGGCGAGUAGAUGACGCGAGGAAAAUAUUUGAUGAGAUGUUGCAGAGGAAUGUUUAUUCAUGGACUAGUUUGAUUUCGGGGUAUUUUAAAGCGGGGCAAAUUGAUGAAGGUCGUAGGCUUUUUGAUCAAAUGCCAGAGAAAAAUGUGGUUUCAUGGACAACAGUGGUUCUGGGUUAUGCACACAAUGGUUUAAUUGACCAAGCUCGCGAUAUUUUUUACCAGAUGCCUGAGAGAAAUGUUGUUGCUUGGACGGCUAUGAUCAAGUCUUAUAUUGAUAAUAACCGAAUCGAUGAAGCUCUUAACCUCUUCCAUAAAAUGUCUAAAAAGAAUCUAUAUACGUGGAACAUUAUGCUUUCAGGUUGUCUAAAUGCUAAAAAAGUUGAUGAAGCUUUUCAGUUUUUUAACUUAAUGCCUCAAAAGAAUGCAGUCUCUUGGACAACUAUGGUUACUGGUUUGGCGCGAAACGGCAUGACAAAACUAGCCAGGGAGUACUUCAAUCAUAUGCCCAAGAAAGACAUUGUAGCUUGGAAUGCAAUGAUCAAAGUGUAUGUUGAUGAAGGAGACAUGGUUCAGGCUAGUGCGAUUUUCACUUUGAUGCCACAAAGAAAUGUUGCGACUUGGAAUGUGAUGAUUGAUGGGUACGCAAGAAAUGGACCGGAGGAUGAAGCUUUAAAGAUGUUAGAUCUAAUGCUUCAUUCUAGGUUUAUGCCUGUCGAGACUACCAUCACUAGUGUAUUAACCUCUUGCAAGGGCAUGCUAGAGCUCACCCAAGCACAUGCACUAGCUAUUCAUCUUGGUUUUGAUCGUGAGACCUCACUGUCAAAUGCUCUUGUUACUAUGUAUUCUAGAAUUGGUGAUGUCAACUCUGCUAGGCUUGUGUUUGAGAAUCUUGAUGUCAAGGAUGUUGUGUCAUGGACUUCCAUGAUUUUAGCAUAUUCAAACCAUGGAUGCGGUUACCAUGUUUUACCCGUCUUUGCAAGCAUGCUUAAGGCUGGAAUCAAGCCAGAUGAAAUUACAUUUAUUGGAGUCUUAUCAGGUUGCAGUCAUGUUGGUCUUGUAGAGAAAGGUCAAAAGCUUUUUAAUUUAAUGAGUCGUGCUUAUGGUUUAAAACCAAGGGCCGAGCAUUAUUCAUGUCUCGUGGACAUCCUAGGUCGAGCAGGAGAAGUGGAGGAGGCCAUGAAGGUUGUUUGCCAAAUGCCUUCUGAUGAGUGUGAUGUUGCAGUUUUAGGGGCAUUGCUUGGUGCAUGCAGGUUACAUGGGAAUGUAAGAAUGGCAGAUGAAAUUGGUGAGAAAAUAAUAGAGCUGGAGCCAACUAACUCCAGCGCUUACAUUCUUCUGGCUAAUGUAUAUGCAGCAUGUGGGGACUGGGAUGAGUUUGCGGAAGUAAGGAAAAAGAUGAAGGAGAAGAAUGUGAAGAAAGUUCCUGGUUUCAGUCAAAUUGAAGUAAAAGGCAGGAGUCAUGUAUUCUGUGCGGGGGACAGGUCUCACCCCCAGGUUGAGGAAAUUUAUAAACUGCUACGCCAGACACUGUUACCCCCAAUGAGGGAGAUGGGUUACAAACAAGAGAAACCACCUUUGCCGGUAUAGUUCUCAAGGUACCAAAGCAAAUUGUGAGUCACUCAGUGAUUCAUUUUAAACAUAAAACAGAUCAAUAGAAUAUUCAUGAAAAUCUUAAAAACCUUGCAUUCUGAGCUUUGUGUUUCGCUCACAGUUACAUAUUUCAUUUAUGAUUUGGUCUAUACAGUGGAAGUCUGUUCUCCUUGAAUGUUAAUCCAAUUAUUCUAUUACUUUGGUGACCGAAUAUAAUAUUUAUUUCUAUAUAGAUUGUGUAAA